AAUUUUUUAGACUUCCAGUUUUUAUCUAUUUAAGAGAUUUGCUUAAAUAACUGAACAUACGCGCACACAACGUGAACUGCAACAGAAAAUGUUUCGCCGCAUUGGGAUCAGUUGUCUCACAAAGAGGCUCCAGAGCCGUGCAUUCACCGCCACGACACCACUACUUAAUACCGACUACGAGAUGUAUCGUACUGCCUCCGUUCGUGAGCCGGCUCCAGAAUUUGCAGGUAAAGCAGUUGUUAAUGGGAGUAUUAAGGAAAUCAACAUGAAUGACUUCAAGGGAAAGUACGUUGUUCUUCUUUUCUAUCCAAUGGAUUUUACUUUUGUGUGUCCAACAGAAAUCAUUGCCUUCUCGGAUCGUCAUGCAGAGUUCGAAAAGAUCAACACACAAGUGAUCGCUGUAUCGUGUGACUCCGAAUAUUCGCAUCUUGCCUGGGUCAACACUCCCCGCAAAAGUGGUGGUCUUGGUGAAAUGCGUAUUCCUUUACUAGCGGAUAAGAAUUUGGAAAUUUCGCGUGACUACGGUGUGCUUAUUGAAAACAUGGGUAUUUCAUUGCGUGGCCUCUUUAUUAUCGAUAAAAAUCGCAUACUCCGUCAUUCAACUAUUAAUGAUCUUCCUGUUGGGCGCAGCGUGGACGAGACGUUGCGAGUUGUCCAAGCAUUCCAGUACUCAGAUGAGCAUGGUGAUGUGAUUCCAUGUGAUUGGAAGCCGGGUCGUCUCACUAUGGAUGUUUCCAAAGCUGGAGAGUUCUUUAAAAACAACAUGUAGUUUUUUUUUCGGAUUGUUGCUUACUGGCAGUAUUAUUUUUGUUAUUAGUAGUAACUAUUUCAUAACCACGAUUUUAUUUUUAAUACAUAUAACUAUUUUAGGUCUACUACUAUUGUUUCAGGUAAAUAUAUGUUAGCAAUGCGGGAAA
Messenger RNA from Phytomonas sp. EM1, 917 nucleotides. NCBI's taxonomy places the organism in Eukaryota, Euglenozoa, Kinetoplastea, Trypanosomatida, Trypanosomatidae. The record is from the annotation of a GenBank genome assembly.